CGCUUUGUUUUUCCAAGCCUCGUAUUAUUUUAAGUGCUUAAAUGGCUACCAGAAAGCGCUGCCGGGUUUCAUGCUUACUUGGAUUACUCUUGAGUGCUUUAGUCGGUGUGACCUCGGGGGCUGAGCUGUCCUUCACGUUGGAGCCCAGUGACAUCAUCGCCGUGCAGGAGCAGCCCCUCAUGCUCCACUGUCAGGUGGAGGGCAUCCCACCAAUCACCACGCAGUGGAGGCGGAACGGCAUGCUGCUUCUGGAGGACCACAACUACGCCAUGUUUGUGAACGGCUCGCUCCUGAUCGGCUGGUUUCAGAGGACCAAGCUGGACGGCUCUUCCGAUGAGGGGGACUAUGAGUGCGUGGCCCAGAACUCCUUCGGACUGGUGGUGAGCCGCAGGGCACGAGUGCAGGCCGCAACGAUGGCCGACUUCCAUGUGCAGCCCCAGUCGGUGCGGGCGGAGGAGUCGGGGGUGUGCCGCUUCCAGUGCCAGAUACACGGCCUGCCGGAGCCCGCCAUCAGCUGGGAGAAGGACGGGGAGGAGGUGGACACGGAGGACGAGAGGUACACGCUCCUGCCCACAGGCGUGCUGCAGAUCACAGGCCUGCGCCCAGAGGACAGCGGCGUGUUCCACUGCGUGGCGCACAACAGCGCCGGCGUCAAACGCAGUGCGGCCGCCAGACUCACCGUGUCAGGCUCCCAGUCUUCUGUUUACAAGGAACCCAUGAUCCUAGUGGGCCCUGAAAACCUCACUCUCACCGUUCACCAGACCGCCAUUUUGGAAUGCGUCGCCACUGGAUACCCACGGCCAAUCGUCUCCUGGAGCCGACUGGACGGGCGUCCGAUAGGAGUGGAGGGGAUCCAGGUGCUGGGCACGGGGAACCUGAUGAUCUCGGACGUCAGGGUGCAGCACUCGGGGGUCUACGUCUGCGCGGCCAACAAGCCCGGGACCCGCGUGCGCAGAACUGCGCAGGGACGCCUGGUGGUGCAAGCUCCAGCAGAGUUUGUCCACCCUCCCCAGUCCAUCGCCCGGCCGGCGGGCACCACGGCGGUCUUCACCUGCCAGGCGCAGGGCGAGCCCGUGCCCCAGCUCACCUGGCUGAAGAACGGGCAGAUCCUGGAGCCCGGAGGGCACGUCAAGCUCAGGAACAACAACAGCACGCUGACCAUCUACGGGAUCAGCCCGGAGGACGAGGCCAUCUACCAGUGCAUCGCGGAGAACAGCGCCGGCUCCAUCCAGGCCAGCGCCCGGCUGACGGUGCUUUGGGCCGACGGCCUCCCCGGGGCCCCGGGCCUGGUCCGGGCCGACCCCCUCUCCCCCAACGCCAUCCAGCUGUCCUGGAAGCAGCCCGGCCAGAACACACAGGACAUCAUCGGAUACGUCCUGCACAUCCGCAAAACCGCAGACCCCAUCGAGAUGGAGUACCAGGAGGCUGUCAGCAAGAGCACUCUGCAGCAAGUGGUGGGCGACCUGGAGCCCUCCACCAGCUACACCUUCUACGUGAAGGCCUACACCUCGCGUGGAGCCAGCAAGCCCUCGGACCACGUGGUGGAGAGCACGCCAGGGGAGGUGCCGGCCCCCCCGACCCUGUUCACCAAGGUGGUGAACUCCACCACGGUGCUGGCCGUGUGGGAACCUUCCGGAAAGAUGGGCCAGCACGAGGGCUUCAGGCUGUACUACCGUAAGGUCCACUCGUUCCCUUUCACGGGACCGCUGACUUUCACUCGCAACGUCACCCAAUACAACAUCACACAGCUAGACCCGGCGUUGGUGUACGAGGUGAAGGUGCUGGCCUUCAACCAGCACGGAGACGGCAAUGCCACCCUGCGCUUCAUCUCGCUGAAGGAGGCCAUGGAGAGAUCUGGUGAUUGUCCCUUCACCGGUACACCCUGUGCUCUGAACACUCCCUGUGACUGUGUGAAGGAUGAGCCGAGCAAGACCUCCACCACCGGCAUCAUCAUCGGCAUCCACAUCGGGGUCACCUGCAUCAUCUUCUGCGUGCUCUUCCUCAUGUUCGGCUACAGGGGGAGGCUGAUGAUGUGUAAGACGGUGCAGGACAGGCUGGCCACUCCCCCGGCGGGACGCAGCGGGGCCCUGGACCCCUCCCAGGGUGCCGUGUCCCUGAACGGGGUCAGCAGGGCCAGCGGCGAGGGCAACGGGGGCAUCGUGGGAAAGAGCCGGGCGGAAACCAAGGAGCUGGAGCAACUGUUUCCGGGGCGACACAGAGGACUGAUGGUGGAGGGCGUGGCCUCCUGUCCGCUGGACGAGACGCAGAUGUCCACUCUGCCCUUGGACGACUUCAGCCUGGUGGAGGAGGGGGAGACGCAGUUCCGGGAGCCGCCAGCAGAGGGCAGGGGUACGAGCGGGCAGCAGGGCGAGGGGUGACGGUCGAAGCCCUCCACGUUCCCGCGCCCCGCACGCAGUGUCCCUGCUAUGACUGUAC
Conger conger (European conger) is the source of this 2436-nucleotide messenger RNA. RefSeq names its product immunoglobulin superfamily DCC subclass member 3-like. The record is from RefSeq and is a predicted model, not a curated record. NCBI's taxonomy places the organism in Eukaryota, Metazoa, Chordata, Actinopteri, Anguilliformes, Congridae. The coding region runs from base 42 to 2378 and encodes 778 amino acids. Gene Ontology annotation, biological process: axon guidance; cell-cell adhesion. Gene Ontology annotation, cellular component: axon; plasma membrane. The transcript has 14 exons. Gene Ontology annotation, molecular function: protein binding.